This is a messenger RNA of Hevea brasiliensis (rubber tree), 2166 nucleotides long. RefSeq names its product protein FAR-RED IMPAIRED RESPONSE 1-like. The transcript has 4 exons. The record is from RefSeq and is a predicted model, not a curated record. NCBI's taxonomy places the organism in Eukaryota, Viridiplantae, Streptophyta, Magnoliopsida, Malpighiales, Euphorbiaceae. Gene Ontology annotation, biological process: regulation of DNA-templated transcription. Bases 1 to 2166 code for a protein of 721 amino acids.
AUGGAAGAAGAAUCUGAAGAAAAUGAAGCAGAAGAGGAAUCUCAGGUAGGUGAAGCUAGUGAUGGCAAUGGCAAUCAGAUUUCUGUGAUUCAUGAUAAGAAUCAACAAAUUGAGCUAGCAGGCCGUGAUCAACCUCUAAGUGUUGGCAUGUAUUAUGCUAGUAUUAACGUUCUAUUCGAUGCAUACCUUUCUUAUGCUAGGGAGAAAAGUUUUAGUGUGGCUAAGAAGUCUGCUUCAAAAGGCAAUGACAAUACCCAACAUAAUCAUGAGUUGGACCCUAAUAUGUCCAAGUUCAUGAGAGUGCAUAGGAGUAUACCUUUAGCUAUAAAAAGAAGGCUUGAAGCACAUAACAUUGCUGAAAUAAGGCCAAGCAAAAGUGUUAGACUCCUAAAAGUGCAAGCUAGUGGUCCUGAGAAGUUAAGUUGUCUCCCAAGGGAUUGUCGUAAUUUUAUUGACAUAUUAAAAAGGUGGAAGCUUAGCAAUGGAGAUGCUGAUUACAUAAACAGGAUGUUUUUAAGAAUGCAACAACAAAAUACAAAUUUUUUUCACUUGAUUGAUACAGAUGAGGACCAGAGGCUUACUAAUGUGUUUUUGGUGCAUCCUCGGAGUAUUAUUGCUUAUGAAGAGUUUUGUGAUGUUGUAAGUGUUGAUACAACAUACCUCGUCAAUCAUUACAAAAUGCCAUUUGCAAGCAUUGUUGGAGUUAAUCAUCACAGCCAAUCAAUUCUAUUGGGUAGUGCACUUAUUUCUCAUGAGGAUGCUAAGACUUUUAAAUGGGUUUUCAGUACGUGGCUUAUAGUAAUGUGUGGUCGUGCUCCAAAUGCAAUCAUGACAGAUCAAUGUGAGAGCAUGAAAAGCACAAUAAGGGAAGUUAUGCCUAAUGCAACCCAUAGGUUUUGUAUAUGGCACAUUCUUUGUAAGGUUCCUGAGAAGUUGAAGGGUGUUCAAGAGUAUGACAAGGCAAAGAAGGAGUUUAUUACACUCAUAUAUGACAGCCUAAGUCCUACAAUGUUCGAGAGAAAUUGGCAUGAAUUUGUUGUGAAGUAUAAUUUGGAAGGUAACGAAUGGUUAUUGAAGCUUUACAACGAAAGACAGUUUUGGGUUCCAGUUUAUGUCAACCAUAUCUUCUGGCCUGGAAUGCUAUUAACUCAAAGAAGUGAGGGUAUGCAUGUUUAUUUUGAUGGGUAUGUUAACUCCUUUAGCACUUUGAAGCAAUUUAUUGAGCAACACGAGAUUGCAUUAAGAGAUAAGGUUGAAAAAGAGUUCUUUGCAGAUUUCAGAUCCAAAAACACAGUUGUGAAUUGUAUUUUAGAUUUUCAAUGGAAGCGACAAUUUCAAGAGGCUUACACUACUGGCAUUGAAGAUGUUAAUGAAGAUGAUGAAGAAUUUGACGAGCCAGGGUUUGAACAGCAUAAAAUUCUGGAAAGAAGUUUGAUGAAUGACUGGUAUGUGAAGGAACAUGUUUAUAGUAUUCUUUAUAAUGAAGAAGGCUCUAUGUUCAUAUGCAAUUACAGAAAAUUUGAAUCAAAUGGCAUAUUGUGCGCUCAUAUAUUGAAGGUAAUUACCCUUAAAGAUAUAAGGCAAAUUCAUGAAAGAUACAUGAUAAGGAGAUGGAGAAAAGAUGUUUACCGUAGGCACAGUAACAUGUUUUGUGAUGCAGGGUACCCUCAUAUGACAGAGGAAUACAAAAAAUUCAAGGAAAUUGAUAAGAGUUUUAAUGAAGCUGCAGAUAUGGCUAAGGAAAGUGUUUCAAGACUUGAACGUAUGAAGGCAUGUCUAGAGGAUUUGAAGUUAGGAUUUCAAAACUGGGAUGGUCGAUUGAAUAAUGCUAAUGACAAUGUAAAUGGUGAUGCUCCGGAUGAUGGUGAUAGAGAUUUACAAACUCAAAUAAUGAUUGUCCGAAAUCCAAUUGUUGCAUCUAGUCGAGGACGUCCACGGGGUAGUCGUUUUAGGUUUGCAUUUGAAAGAAGGCAUAAUAGCGGUGCUCGUGGUCGUGGUCGAACUAGAGGGCGUGGCAGAGUUCGUGGACAAGCUUCAAAUAAUGCUUUAACUCAAGAAUCUCAAUACCAAGCAUCAAAUGUUGAUGUAAGAAAUCUUACAUUGAAUGUCAAUGAUAGUUUUUUUGUUUCUUCUAGCCAAGCUGCUGAAAAUUGGAUUAGUCUUUAA